Coregonus sp. 'balchen' is the source of this 7705-nucleotide messenger RNA. Lineage: Eukaryota; Metazoa; Chordata; Actinopteri; Salmoniformes; Salmonidae. The record is from the annotation of a GenBank genome assembly.
AUGUGUAUGUAGGAACUGCGAAAUAUCAGACAGUCAGGUUUCAGUUUUAACUUAUCGCUGUUGUUUAUCUGUUUCACCCAGAUCCAAAAAUGAUGAUCUUUCCACUGCGAUUUUGAAGCAGAAGACAAGACCUAACAGAUUGAUUGUCGAUGAAUCCAUCAAUGAAGACAACAGUGUGGUCUCACUCUCUCAGGUAGGCCUAAAUUGCAGGUGAUUGGGUGGAUUUGUAUCCACAUACACAUCCACUGUUCACAUAUUUACACUCCCAGAAUGUAAUUAUUCUGGCUCUAAGCAGCCAUGUGUUAUUUUGAUCCUCAGCUGCUGCUGUGGAAAAUAUCUGGUCCUGCUGUACUCAAAGUAUCUAAAAGUAUUUAGAACAUCUAGUGAAAUUCAUGGCGUUCAUGCUCUGUUUUUAGGCAAAGAUGGAUGAGCUGCAGCUGUUCCGUGGAGACACAGUGCUGAUGAAGGGGAAGAAGCGCAGGGAGUCUGUGUGUAUUGUCCUGUCUGACGACACUUGCUCUGAUGAGAAGAUCCGCAUGAACCGUGUGGUCCGCAACAACCUCCGCGUCCGUCUGGGGGAUGUCAUCAGGUACACACACAGAUGCACACACACUGGAACACACACAUAAACAAACAAGUUUGUUUAUAUGUACAUCUGCCCAAAGCAAAUUGAGAUGAGUGAUGUUUCUCUAUUCUUCCUGCUGCAGUAUCCAGCCAUGUCCUGAUGUGAAGUAUGGGAAGAGGAUCCAUGUUCUGCCUAUUGAUGAUACAGUGGAGGGAAUCACUGGCAACCUAUUUGAGGUCUACCUCAAGCCCUACUUCCUAGAGGCCUACAGGCCCAUCCGCAAGGGUCAGCACACACACACCAAUACGUUUGAUUUGACUAGGGAUGGGCAUUUAAUAUUAUUUCACUAUUCAAAUAAUAUUUUUUCUCAACACUUUUUAGUUGUUUUAUUUUACUUUUUUAUAAAAAAUAAAUGCACUGUUGGGUAAGGGCUGUAAGUAAGCAUUUCACUGUAAUGUCUGCACCUGUUGUAUUCGGCGCAUGUGGCCAAUAAAAUUGGAUUUGGUUUGAUAAUUUUUUCCGGAUAUCCGGAUAGUCAAAAUUCUAUUAAAAAAAAUAGAAAUAUAUAUAUUCUCUACUCUUGACCAAUCAGAAUGACGCAACAUGCCACAGCAGCAGACAGUGCGCAGUUGUUUUCAGGGUGCUAUUAUGCUAGUUUUUGGCUAACAGUAGCCUAGGCUAACAGCGAAAGAGAAGUCUGAUGUUCGCUAUAAUAUAACCGAUUACUGUUUCAAAAAUACGUGACGUCUGAAACAGCAGUAGCUCAAUGCGCCGUACAUAAACACUACAUUCUAAAGUUUGUUGUUUUAUUAAAUUUAAACGUUUCAAAUGUCAUGGUAUAUCCUUGUGUGUAACAUGGACAAUUUAAUUUAGACAAAGCGUUUUCAUUGUUAAAAUAAGCCUACAAAAAAUCUCCCAAAUGUAAUACUCUUACAAAUGUUCAAAUACUAACGUCCGUUCGGAUAUCUAGAUAGUCGAUUAACUGUGCCAUCCAUAACACACACCUGUUACCAGUCGUUUUGUUUCAAAACAGAGACGUUGAACAAUAGUGUUUGUUUCUGUAUUUGAUUCUGUAAUGUGCAGGUGAUAUCUUCCUUGUUCGUGGGGGUAUGCGUGCGGUGGAGUUCAAGGCGGUGGAGACAGACCCCAACCCCUACUGCAUCGUUGCCCCCGAUACCGUCAUCCACUGCGAGGGAGAGCCUAUCAGGAGAGAGGUGGGUCACAACCUCAACCCAAUCGCUUGUGGGCAGAGCACUCUUCAUUUAGCCUAUGGAAAUCUAGGAGUACUUUUAGCCAAUCAAGAGGCUCAGGUGGGAAUCUGUAUUGAAUUGGGACCUACAGUGAGGGGAAAAAAGUAUUUCCUCCCCUGCUGAUUUUGUACGUUUGCCCACUGACAAAGAAAUGAUCAGUCUAUAAUUUUAAUGGUAGGUUUAUUUGAACAGUGAGAGUCAGAAUAACAACAAAAAAAUCCAGAAAAACGCAUGUCAAAAAUGUUAUAAAUUGAUUUGCAUUUUAAUGAGGGAAAUACUUCUUUCCCUCACUGUAUGUGUCCUGAAGUCCCUGCCUAUACCCAGCCCUAGUAAUCAAACCUACUCUCAAACCUCAGACUUACUUCUGUGUGUUUCUUGUGUGUGUAGGAUGAAGAGGAGUCCCUGAAUGAGGUGGGCUAUGACGAUAUCGGAGGAGUGAGGAAGCAGCUGGCUCAGAUCAAGGAGAUGGUGGAGCUGCCACUCAGACACCCUGCACUGUUCAAGGCUAUAGGAGUCAAGGUAACACACAGCUCACUAUCUUCAAGGCCUUCUGUCCUUCUCUACACACUUUCUUGAACAGUAGGGAGUUUAAAAACAAGCUUUCCAGAUUCAGAAAGUCAAGAAUUUCAGUUGGCUUAAGAAUGGAAGAAAUCAUUUUUCAGUAUUGGAAAUUUGUUCUGUCAGCAACACUAAGGAGAUUGACAUGCACCUAUUCUCUCCUCCAGCCCCCCCGUGGUAUCCUGCUGUACGGACCCCCUGGUACAGGAAAGACCCUGAUUGCCAGAGCUGUCGCUAAUGAGACCGGAGCCUUCUUCUUCCUCAUCAACGGUGAGAUUCUAAACCUUACCCUUUCCCUGGCAGAGGUUCACUGUCCAUGAUAUGUCACUGUACUCUUUUGUCGUUUUGUGGUAGCUGUUUUGAUGUUGCUGUGUAUGACCCUUCUGUCUGUGUGCCUGUCCGUGUGUGCGUAGGUCCUGAGAUCAUGAGCAAGCUGGCUGGAGAGAGUGAGAGCAACCUGAGGAAGGCCUUCGAGGAGGCUGAGAAGAACUCUCCUGCCAUCAUCUUCAUUGAUGAACUGGAUGCUAUCGCUCCAAAGAGAGAGAAGGUGAGGGGGAGAGAGAAUGGGAAUUAACGGUGUGCAUUGGUUGAUGUGCAGAACAGGAGAAUAAAAAUGGAAUACAAAGGAACCAGGGAAGUCCCUCAAUAAUGGGUCACCCAACUAUGACAUUUUAUCACUUCAAUAAAUACCAAGUCUAGCAGGUAUAAACAGUGAUCUGACAUUUUUUGUAGACCGACGGUUAGAUGGAGGCAUAUCAUGCUGUUGUUAACGUGUGUGUGUGUGUUUGUAGACCCAUGGAGAAGUGGAGAGGCGUAUCGUGUCUCAGCUGCUGACCCUGAUGGACGGGCUGAAGCAGAGGGCUCAUGUCAUUGUCAUGGCAGCCACCAACAGACCCAACAGCAUAGACGCUGCACUUAGGAGAUUUGGUACGUAUACACACUUUUUAUUGGUUGGUUACAGGGUGUUUUGAUGUUUUUAUUAUGCAGUUGUUGUAUUGGUUGCUUUAGUGCUCCAACGUACUUGUGCGUCCAGGGCGUUUCGAUAGGGAGGUGGACAUUGGAAUCCCUGAUGCUACAGGCAGACUGGAAAUCCUGCAGAUCCACACCAAGAACAUGAAACUGAAUGACGAUGUUGACCUUGAGCAGGUGUGUGCUGAUUCUUGGCCUGCAUUCGAAAUGGCAUCCUAUUCUCUACCGCCCUGGUCAAAAGUACUGCACUGUUUAGGCAGGGCUCGACAUUAACGCUUGUCCUCUUGUCUGGGACAAGUAAAAACAAUUGUCGGAUAAGAAGAAUAUAGAUUUGUUGUCCAAAUGGACAAGUAAAAAAAUUAACACAAAUCAAAAUAUCAAACAAUUACUCUGAUCAGAAUUGGAUAAGAGAGGCCAACAUUGGAAUAAAAUUCAUGGGAUUACGCCCAUCCACCACCCCUAUCCACAACACCCUAGUAAAACCCAAGUCUAAUUGAUGGUAUUAGUUCUCACUGUUCCCCCUAGUGGCCGGCUUUGAAGGCAUUUCCCGACAUCCUCAGGAUAUGGAUAAAUGUCCAAUUUCAACGUCAAUCUUGAACAAUCUCCCUGAAUAGGCAGUGUAGCCUACAUUUUGGUCUGAUUCUCUAUGGUGUAAAAGAUAGUAAUGCUUUUUAUUUUGUAAAGUCGUUCUUUGCACCAUUUCUUUGGGGGACAGGUGACUUGAGCUUUUGCACAAGUAAAAAAUCAGUCCAACUUGUCCGAAGGACAAGUGGCAAAAAAAGUAGCCAAUCCCUGAUUUAAGGAAUAGGGUGCCAUUUGGGACACAUCCUUGGUGUGUCUUGUUAGGUGGCUGACACACAUUUGCCACACCCAUUGAACUGUCAGCAUUGUGUUCCGAGGCUGGCCUGCAUGUUAACUCCCCCUGUUUCUCUGUGUAGGUGGCUAAUGAGACCCACGGCCACGUGGGUGCUGACCUGGCUGCCCUGUGCUCUGAGGCUGCUCUCCAGGCCAUCAGGAAGAAGAUGGACCUAAUCGACCUGGAGGACGAGACCAUCGAUGCGGAGGUCAUGAACUCCCUGGCCGUAACCAUGGAUGACUUCAGGGUAAGAAACACCCUACCAAGUGUAGACUGUCACUACCUAGGGUAGACUACACACACUACCACAACUCAGUAUGUACUAACUAUACUACUCCCAGUUAUGUAUAUAUGAUAUUAAAGGUGUGUUUGUGUUUCAGUGGGCUCUGAGCCAGAGUAACCCAUCAGCUCUGAGGGAGACUGUGGUGGAGGUUCCUAACAUCACCUGGGGGGACAUCGGAGGACUGGAAGAUGUCAAGAGGGAGUUGCAGGAGCUGGUGCAGGUACGAUGCGCACACACACACAUUUAAAAUACUUUAUAUGAAUCCACAAAUCAGAUUAGUCUAAGGAUUCAAACAUUUCAUAGGUCAUGGAUAUAUGGACACUUAUGGAUAAAGAAAGCACCUUCUCCAUACAGCAAGACACAGGCAGUACCUCGCUAGCUGCUUUGCCUUUGUCUAAUGCAGGCCUGCCAUCACAAGAGCGCACACAGUUUAACCUUACACACAUUACCUAACCUCUAUCUUUCUAUCCCCUGUAGUACCCAGUGGAGCACCCUGAUAAAUUCCUGAAGUUCGGUAUGACCCCGUCUAAGGGAGUGUUGUUCUACGGGCCCCCGGGUUGCGGUAAGACCCUGCUGGCCAAGGCCAUCGCCAACGAGUGCCAGGCCAACUUCAUCUCCAUCAAAGGACCUGAGCUUCUCACCAUGUGGUUCGGAGAGUCCGAGGCUAACGUCAGGGAGAUCUUUGACAAGGUAUGACAUAGAAGUGACCCACCAAAAAUAAGUUAACGUUUGUAUUAGUGCACUAUGGUAGAUCCUAAAUCAACAUGUAGAAAAACAGUGGUCUUGGCAUUGAACCCUGUGGUACACCACUACACCAUUUUCAAUAGUAUAUGGUGUAAUCUACUAUGUGUUUUUCUGUGUGUGCAGGCUCGCCAGGCAGCCCCGUGUGUGUUGUUCUUUGACGAACUGGACUCCAUAGCGAAGGCCCGUGGGGGUAACGUGGGAGACGGUGGUGGAGCGGCUGACCGUGUCAUCAACCAGAUCCUGACUGAGAUGGACGGCAUGUCCAGCAAAAAGAACGUCUUCAUCAUCGGCGCCACCAAUCGCCCUGACAUCAUUGACCCUGCCAUCCUUCGACCCGGCCGUCUGGACCAGCUUAUUUACAUCCCUCUGCCCGAUGAGAAGAGCAGGAUCAACAUUCUCAAGGCUAACCUCCGCAAGAGCCCCAUUAGCAAGGUAAAACACACACACAGCUCAUAAACAGUACAUCUUUCUACACCUGUCAUCAUGCCAAUGUAGCAAGAGCUGAUGGUAGUUAUAUUAUCUAACAAGAUUUAGUGGCUCACACCAAUAUGUAAGAUGUUUCAGGCGCUAUAGAUCUGUCAUAUUACGCUGAUGAUGAUUGGUUAAACCCUGUCUCCUCCCUCUGUCCUAUAGGAUGUUGAUCUGGACUUCCUGGCUAAAAUGACCAAUGGGUUCUCGGGUGCUGACCUUACAGAGAUCUGCCAGCGGGCCUGUAAGCUGGCCAUCAGAGAGUGCAUCGAGAACGAGAUUCGCAGAGAGAGGGAGAGGCAGACCAACCCCUCUGCUAUGGUCAGUUCACACACGCACAUAUCUCUCUCCUUUCUUUCUUUUCCUUUUCUUUUCUUUUUCGGUUAUCGCUUGAUGGUGGUUUCCUCUGGUGGUGGUGCGGGGUUUGGGGGGGUGAGAGUUUUUGGGGCUGGGGGUCGUGGGGUAUGGAGGGGGAGCGGGGAUCGUUAUGAGCUCGGGAGGGAGUCUGUUCUGGAGGGAUGGCGUUCUUGCUUCUGUUGUUUUAUGUCUUUCUUUAUUUCUUCUUCUUCUUUCUUUCUUCUUUCUUCUUUCUUUCUUUUUCUUCUUUCUUUCUUUCUUUCUUUCUUUCUUUCUUUUUCUUUUCUUCUUUCUUUCUUUCUUUCAUGAACCCCCUUCCUCUAUUCUCGUCUCCAGGAGGUGGAAGAGGAUGACCCUGUGCCAGAGAUCAGGAAGGACCACUUUGAGGAGGCCAUGCGAUUCGCCCGCCGCUCCGUCAGCGACAAUGACAUCCGCAAAUACGAGAUGUUUGCCCAGACACUGCAGCAGAGCCGAGGCUUUGGCAGCUUCAGGUACGUUUGUGUGUGACCUCAGGGGUGUGUGUGACAGUGUUUAAUGUGCUAUAAUUAAUCAAUAACGCUCGAGGGGUUGUGGUAUAUUGGUAAUUAUAAACUAGGUGGUUCGAGCCCUGAAUGCUGAUUGGCUGACAGUCGUGGUAUAUCAGACUCUAUACAACGGGUACAACAAAAUAUUUAUUUUAACUGCUCUAAUUACGUUGGUAACCAGUUUUAUAAUAGCAAUAAGGCACCUCGGGGGCUUGUGAUAUAUAGCCAAUAUACCACGGCUAAGGGCUGUGUCCAGACACUCCACGUUGCGUCGUGCAUAAGAACAGCCCUUAGUCAUGGUAUAUUGGCCAUAUACCACAACCCUUCGGGCCAUAUUGCUUAAAUAUACCACAGCUGUUCUAAGGCAUGAUGCGAAGCGGAGUUCCUGGAUACAGCCCUUAGCUGUGGUAUAUUGGCCAUAUACCACAAACCCCAGAGGGGAAUUGUUAUUAUAAACUGGUUACCAACAUUAAAAAAAACAAGUAUUUUUGCAUCAUACUCGUGGUAUAUUGUCUGAUAUACACACAGCUUUAAUGCUGUUUCAGCCAAUCAGCAUCCAGGACCCUAACUACCUGGUUUAUAAUGGUGACUAUUAUCUCUCUCUUGCUCUCUCACAGGUUCCCCUCCAGUGCUGCAGGGGGCAGCGGUCCCAGCCAGGGUACUGGGGGAACUGGCGGGGGGCCAGUGUUUAACGAGGAAAACGAUGACGACCUGUAUGGAUAGAUGGACGGACAGACUAACGGAUGGUGCCACAUGGUGGCCAGCUCUUAUGUGAUCACACCUGUACAAACUAUCAAACCUGAUUGACAAUUUUUUAGGGCUCUGCUUUCUUUCAUGCGUUUCUUUUUGUAUGAUUCCUCUGUGGUGGAGAAAGCAUGUAGCUGCCUGGUUUGAUCCAUCCUUAAACCAGAAGGAUCCGGUUUUCAGGAGAAGCCUGAAAAACGGAUGCUUGCGGUUUCUAACGACCCCGCUCAGGCGUUUCUUUUACGUUAGAUCUGGAGGGGAAAGCUGGGCAGUGGAUAGAGGUUAAAGGUGAUUGGUUGACUGUGGGGGGGGUUGAGUGGCCCCUGAGUUUAUCACAACCCUAUAUUACCAGCUUUAGUGGUAGGAUUCUAUGCUAGACUAUAAGAA